Molecule: messenger RNA, 1529 nt
Organism: Danio rerio (zebrafish)
Lineage: Eukaryota; Metazoa; Chordata; Actinopteri; Cypriniformes; Danionidae
Source: RefSeq, a predicted model, not a curated record
UCAACUUGACCUUGUUGGUGAUAACAUCAACAAACGUACUGUAAUCUCUAAAACUAAGGUUGCAUGAGAUUCCAAUGGAAAAUUUAUCCAUCAUAGUUAGUUUUGAGCUGACCCUAGAUCCAUUUUCCAUCCCUCCAGGAGCCAAAUAUCCAAUAUUCAUCUUUGGCAUCUUCAUCUACAUGUUUGGGGCUUUUUGCAAUCUGACACUUCUGCUUCUCAUUUUUUUAACAGAAAGUCUUCACAAGCCAAUGUAUUUCAUUCUGUUCAGCCUCCCGCUCAAUGAUUUUGUCGGGAUCACUUCCAUGCUUCCCAAAGUUCUCUCUGACAUUUUGACAGAAACCAAUAAAACGUACUAUCCUCUCUGUGUGCUGCAGGGUUUUCUACUCCACAUGUAUGGAGGAGGUGUUUUGUUUGUCCUUGCGGCGAUGGCUUUUGAUCGCUACAUUGCCAUUUGCAUGCCACUACGUUAUAAUGCCCUCAUGACACCAAGAGCUGUGAUGGGAAUUGUUGCUUUAGUAUGGGGCCUUGACCUAUUUUUCAUUAUUUUGCUGUUUGCCUUGCAGAGCAAGUAUUCCAGAUGCAGAUCUGACAUUUUGAAUGUGUUUUGUGAUAACCCUUCUUUACUUAAGCUGACUUGUAGCAAUACUAUAGUGAGUAAUAUCAUAGGUUUGUUCAACACAGCCAUGAUCCAGAUUAUUAGUGUUUCCAUUCAAGCAUUUUCCUAUGUGAAGAUUUUGAUUACCUGCUUGGCCACAAGUAAGUCUGAUGCAAAGAACAAGGCCAUAAACACGUGUGUUUCUCAGCUGGUUAUUUUCAUCAUGUUUGAGAUUGUUGCAACUUUCACUAUCCUGUCACACAGGUUCACAUCUGUAAAUGCAGAUCUACAAAAGAUUAUGGGGAUGCUCAUUUUUCUAGUGCCUCCACUACUGAAUCCAAUAGUUUAUGGACUCAACAGUCAUGAAUUACGAAAUAAUCUGCUUAAAGUCAUACACAGGAAAAUAGCUCAUAUGUAAACAUUGUGUAAAAUAUAUGUUUGUCACUGUUUAUGCCAAUAAGUCACAUACAAACCUCUUUAAAUAUUAGUAUUAUAUGUGCAGACACUUAUUUUAAUCAAUACACUUUUUGUUCUUAUAGACACACGGUAAAACUUUGAAAAUCACUAAAUGUAUUAAGCUAGUUUAACUUAUAAUUUUUUUAAAAGUUACUUUGACUCAAUGAAAAAGAGUAAUGGUGAUGCAUAAACUGAUUACAUUAAGCAGAACUCAAACCUAAUAAGUUAUGAAUUAAUUAAUUAUUUUGUGUGUGUGUUAACUCUAACGUCAAGCCAUUUGAGUAGCUAUGCAGUUGUUUGGACUUAUUUUGUUCCGAACAGAACAAGUUUAAGGUAAUCAAAACAUUUUUUUUUUCAAAACUUAAAUGGUUUGCUACAAUCGGUUUUCUCAAACAGUUUCAGCUAACUUAACUUAUCGGGUUUUACAGUGUACAUUCUUAAUCUUGUGUAAAUAAAAUUGCAUCUUGAUAUUAUUCAA